AUGGCUAAGAAGGAGUCCAACAACGUUGAGAUCUCAAUGGAUUGCCUGUCCACUAUCGAGGAGGAGGAGGAUGUUGAGUUACCAAUACCUCCUCAGUUAAUAUCUAAUGUUGGUCAUCAAGAGGAAGAGGAGGUUGAAGAAGAGGAGGAGGAGGAAGAUGAUGAUGAGGAGUUGGUUGUUGUCAAGCACAGCCACAGCCACAUCACCAACAACAACAACAAUAACAACAAUAACAAUAAUAACAAUAACAAGAACGUAAAGAAUAACAAGAAGAGGAAGUUACAGAUGGAGAAGUACUUCAAGUUGACAUCAGGCAGUAGUAAUACACGUGCUGAGCAGACGGUGUUGGUAGAGCAUCUGUCCUAUUGUGUACUUGAACGUGAUUUCCCAUUCAAACCAAAGCAACGAGUGACUAUCCUACAAGACAUAUCAUUCUACUUGGCUCCAGGCAUGAUGGUGCUGUUGGUAGCCGGACCAAGCUCUGGCAAGAGUUCACUAUUCAAGUGUCUGGUCAACCGGUAUCCAAAGAGAGGCAUACAUCACGGUGAUAUCCUGUUUGAUGGCUAUCCCAUCAAUCCAGAGACGCAUCACAUGGAUACCAUCUAUGUGUCCCAGAUGGACAAUCACAUACCCACACUCACUGUCAAGGAGACAUUGGACUUUAGUAUAUCUGGAGGCCAAAAGAAGAGAAUGACGGUAGCCGUCGAGUUGGUCAAAGGCGCCAAGACAAUAUUCAUGGAUGAGCCCACAACAGGACUGGACUCGACAACCUCCCUCGAGUUGCUCAACACAAUCAAGACGAUAUCGCAGUCGGCCAACGUACCAGUGAUGGUGUCGCUACUACAGCCAUCUCCAGAGAUCUACUCACUGUUCACUCAUGUGUUGAUGAUGAAUGAUGGACAGGUCACAUUCUUUGGCUCCAAAGACGACGUCAUACCCUACUACUCCAGUCUCGGACUACACUGCCAGCCAUCCCAGAACCACGCCGACUUCCUCGCCAACAUCUACGAGCUCGCCAAGAUCAAACAAGACGCACCUGAACUCAAGUCAACCGAUGACUUUGUUACUGCCUACCGUCAAUCACCUUUGUACAUCAACAAUUUGAACAAGAUAAGGGAGAUCAAACACAAGGUGCAACAGAGGUACAAGGAACCACCGACGCUGUUCCAGCUGAGCACGGCCAAGCAGGUGGCCAAGUGUACCAAGCGUGGCUUUGUCACAACGUUCAGGGACCGUUCGGCACUGACGUCGCGUAUCCUAAAGAGUGUGAUACUGGGCCUGCUCAUCGGGAGUCUGUUCUUCAACGUUGGCAACACACAGAAGUCCACCCAGUUGCUUCCAUCGCUCACGUUCUUCCUGUUGACGUUUGUAGUGUUUGGUUCGAUGGCUGGUGUCACUCAACUAUUCCUCGAGCGACCAGUCUACUAUGACCAAAGGUACGGGCGAUACUACAGUCCCGCUUCAUACUUUGCUUCUGGAGUGAUCUGCGACCUUGCCACCUACCUCUUUGACGUCAUCCUCUUCUCAAUGAUCUCAUACUGGAUGGUUGGGCUGGAUCACAAGUUUGAACGAUUCCUCUUCUUCAUUGUCAUCCUCUUCAUAUUGGAGUCAUUGAUCAUACGUGUUACCAAGACCAUCGCCAUCUACUCACCAAAUGCAGUGAUUGCUAGCACUUUGGCGCCUUCAUUCAUGUGCCUCUGCCUACUAAUGGCCGGCUACAUGAUACCAACAGUAUCAAUACCAAACUAUUGGAUAUGGAUGCACUACAUAUCACCAUUCAAAUGGGCUUACGAGAGCAUCCUGAUCAAUGAGGUCUACGAUCAUACAUAUCGAUGCAAGAUUGAUGAGUUCCUGCCUCCUAUCGGUCAUCCCCUGCUCAAUGUCACCUACCCCGAUGGCUACCAGGGCUCGCGCGUAUGUCCCAUCACCACGGGCGCCCAACUCAUUGCCUCCAAGGGCAUAUCCACCGAGAUCGAUGACAGGUUCCACGCCAUAUAUGUUCUAACCGUCAUGUACGGUGUGUUCUUGGCCGCCUCCCUCAUUGGCCUUUACAAGAUGACCUUUGACACAGUGUCCCGCAAACCCAUCAACGCAACAACAACAACUGUUGUUGGCCCACCCCAGCAGCGUCCUGCCGGCCCAUCAAUGAUCUCUGAGGCCAAGAUUGACAUUCGAUCGGCAAAAAAGACUAGCCGAGCCUCAUCUGGCGUCGCGGCCAUGUCAAAGAAGGAGAAUGAUGGCUGCUACUUAUCGUUCCGCAACCUGUCCUACCGCGUACCACUCAAGAGGAACGACGGUGAGCGAGUCGUUAGGACUUUGCUUGACAAUGUCAGUGGCUAUGUUGCACCUGGAACGAUGGUCGCUCUGAUGGGCUCGUCUGGCGCUGGCAAGUCCACCCUCCUCGACAUCCUGGCCAAGCGAAAGGACACUGGCGAGAUCACUGGAGACAUCCGUCUAAAUGACCGACCUUUGGACAAGUUCUUCAGUCGAUACAUCGCGUACGUCGAGCAGGAGGACAAGCUACUUGACACGCUCACUGUCCGCGAGGCCAUCAAGUUUAGCAGCGACCUUCGUCUGCCGCAGGAGCUAACAUCGGAGGCCAAGCAAGACGUCGUUGACUACAUCCUGGAAGUUCUGGAACUAGACCACAUUGAGGAUACGAUCAUUGGUAAAACAGGCUGUGGCAUCUCAUUGGAGCAACGCAAGCGAGUCAACAUUGGCAUCGAGCUGGCCAGCAACCCAGACAUCUUGUUCCUUGACGAGCCCACGACCGGCCUCGACGCAGUUAGCGCACAAAAGGUGAUGAGUCUGGUCAAGAAGGUUACAAAGCAGGGACGUUCGGUGAUCUGCACCGUCCAUCAGCCUUCAGAGACCAUCUUUAGGAUGUUUGACUCGAUCAUGCUGCUCACCCAGGGUGGCUACACGGCAUACUUUGGCGAGCUGGGUCCAGACUUCAGCACGGUACUCGCACACUGUCGCCUUGCCGGCCACACCUGUCCUCCCAACAAGAACCCUGCCGACUUUCUUCUCGACUACUCAUCGUCCAUCGAUGCCAUCACACGACUACAGAGCCAUGACACGCCAGCCAAGAUCAACUUUAUCAAAAAAUUGUUCAGCAACAAGGCCAACUCGACGGCGCCCAAGGAGGAGUCCUCGAAUAGUAUUACUCAAUCAAACUCAUCAUUGACCUGCUGUCGAGAGUGUGGCGCCGAGAAGAAGGAUGAUGUGAUCGAUGUAUAUCUCAAAUCACAGACAUAUCGCGACAACAUGGCAACACUGGAUCGCGGACUGCCCUCAUCAUUCCAGUCCAAGGUCUACACGUCUCGCUACUCGGCCAGCUUCCUCAAACAGGUACACGCACUGACCAUGCGAACACUGCUCUCGAUCUACCGCAGGAAGAACGUCAUCAUGGUGCGCGCCAUCCGAUCAUUCAUUCUGGCGUUGAUCACUGGCACACUGUUCCUGCAGAUUGACAAUGACCAGGAGGGCGUGUUUGAUCGCAUAUCCUUCAUCUUCUUCUCGUCGACGUUCGCCUCCAUCUCGUGCCUCUCCAACAUCCCGUCGAUCUUUGAAGAUAGAACACUAUUCUAUCGCGAGCUGGACUCUGGCACGUACGGCCACUUGCCAUUCAUCCUGGUGAUGAUCGUCACCGACCUGCCCUUCACCAUGGUCUACUCUAGCCUGUUCAGCAUCCCCGUCUACUGGCUAGCGGGCAUGGUCAACGACUGCCACAGCUUCAUGAUGUUCGUGGCGAUGUACUACCUGUACGUGCAAGUGCUGAUCGCCUUCUCACAGAUGCUCGGCUUUGCCUGCCCCAACAUCAGUGUAGCCAACGAGUUGACAGGCAUCGUGUUCUCCUUCUUCUCGCUGUUUGCCGGCUUCAUUAUACGCCCUGCGUUCAUCCCGUCCAACUUCCAAUUCUUGUUCAACAUCUCGUUGACACGAUAUGUGGUGGAGACACUGAUGGUCAAUGAGAUGGACAGUGGCAUACGGUUCUAUUGCAAGCGAUCACAGUUUGUACCUGUACCUGUGCGUAUCAACUCGACCACUGUGGCACUGAAGCCAUUCUGUCCAAUACUUGAUGGACCAACAGUCAUGGAGAUCUUUGAUCUGCCUCGUGAUGACCAAUCCAACUUCCUAGUAGUAUUCUUUGUCCUCAUAGUUGUCAUUGGCUUGACAAUACUCGCAUCUCGAUUCUUCAAAUACAAGAAAUGA
Messenger RNA from Acytostelium subglobosum LB1, 4215 nucleotides. RefSeq lists its product as hypothetical. The record is from RefSeq and is a predicted model, not a curated record. Gene Ontology annotation, biological process: sorocarp morphogenesis; aggregation involved in sorocarp development. Lineage: Eukaryota; Evosea; Eumycetozoa; Acytosteliales; Acytosteliaceae. Gene Ontology annotation, cellular component: membrane. The coding region runs from base 1 to 4215 and encodes 1404 amino acids. The transcript is spliced from 5 exons. Gene Ontology annotation, molecular function: ABC-type transporter activity; ATP binding; ATP hydrolysis activity.